This is a messenger RNA of Episyrphus balteatus (marmalade hoverfly), 11081 nucleotides long. Its product is annotated as cubilin homolog. The record is from RefSeq and is a predicted model, not a curated record. The transcript has 26 exons. Gene Ontology annotation, molecular function: calcium ion binding. Bases 16 to 11016 code for a protein of 3666 amino acids. NCBI's taxonomy places the organism in Eukaryota, Metazoa, Arthropoda, Insecta, Diptera, Syrphidae.
AAUUUGUAUUUCAUCAUGAUUUUAAAAAGUGACGAAUGGGUCCUUUUAGCACUCGUUUGUUUUCUAUCAUUUUUACUUGGUGUGAAUUCAAGCAUUGAAAAAUCUCCAAAAAUAAUAACCACCGAAGGAAAUGUGAUCCUCGAAGCUGGAAUCAAUAAAAAUAUAACCAUACGUUUGAAUGGGCGAUCAAGACUUUUAGUCAAUGACUAUGAUUUAAUGGCACUUUUAGUUGGUGAAAGAUCUUGGUUAACGAAUACCAGCAGUGAGCUGCCGAUAGGUGGAAGUACUUUGCGAAUUCUUCAGGAAGAUGUUCAAUUUUUGAAGAGCAGACUUUUGGGAAGACGUGGUUUGAACGCUAGGCUUAAUCGUCUUCUAAAUAGAACACAAAUAUCUAAUCCGGCCAAUGUCUUGAGAAGAACUCAACGCAGGUUAACAACAUUGGAGAACAGGGUACAAAGCGUGGUUAGGAGACUAGAGCGCAAUUAUUGCAAAAGCAAUCCGUGUGAUAAUGGUGGAACUUGCAUUGAUUUAUUUGAUGAUUUUCUAUGUAAAUGCCAAAAAGGCUUUGAGGGAACAACAUGUUCAACAGAUGUAAACGAAUGUGCACUCUUUGUUGGAACAGAUUUGGGUUGUCAAAAUGGCGCCCAAUGCAUUAAUCAAUUCGGAAGCUAUAGCUGCAUUUGCACAUCCGGUUGGCAAGGAAUGCAUUGCAGCCAACGCAAGACCGAUUGCUUACACUCGUCAAACACUGAACUUUGUGGUCAUGGUACUUGUGUGAAUAUAAAUGACAAUUUCGGAUAUCGUUGCAUCUGCGAACAGGGCUGGACAACAAAUGGUUUGACUCCAGCAUGUAGCGUAGACGUUGAUGAAUGUAAGGAAUACAGCAGUCCAUGUUCAACUAAAUGUAUCAAUCUACCAGGAAGUUAUAUGUGUGCUCCAUGUGAAGCUGGCUUCACUGGUAAUGGUCUAGCAUGUCGUGAUUUAGAUGAAUGUGCAAUCAAUAAUGGCGGAUGUAGUAUCAAUCCAUUUGUUGCAUGUAUAAACAGCUAUGGAUCAUUCCAUUGUGGAGAAUGCCCUAUUGGAUGGUCGGGUGAUGGACGAAUCUGCACAAGAACCGCAGGGGCUUCAUGUUCCAAUAAUAAUAUAUGCCAUCCAACUGCAACUUGUUCGGAAGUUGCAAACUCAAUUGUCUGUACAUGUCCUUUGGGUAUGAUUGGCAAUGGUGUUGGACCGAGUGGCUGCAGGACAUCUGGUAAUGAUUUGUGUUCACCAAAUCCUUGCAUGAAUGGAGGCACAUGCAUGGACAACGGAAGUGGAUCAUACCAAUGCAUUUGCCAAUACGGUUUCAAACAACCAAAUUGCCAACCUCUUUUAAAUCCAUGUGUUAUGAAUCCAUGUCGCAAUGGCGGAACUUGUCGAGCACAUGGAUCGAACUUUACUUGUGACUGCGUCGAAGGUUAUGGUGGCAGAUUAUGCGCUACGCAGCGGUCCCGUUGUGGACAAUUCAUUGCAGCCGAACAGGGAAAUUUGAAAUAUCCUUUAACUAGUUUGUACAACCACAAUACCAAGUGCUCCUGGGUGAUUCGCACAAAUGAAACUAAAGUUCUCAACAUUACAUUUGCAAAUUUUGAUUUCGAAGACUCGGUAGAUUGCCGAUUCGAUUGGUUGCAAAUUCAUGAUGGUCAAACAGUAGCUUCACAAUUGAUUGGACGUUUUUGUGGUUCAACGGCUCCAUUGGGUGGUCAUAUUAUUACCACGACAAAUAGUAUUUAUCUUUGGUUCAAGUCGGAUAACUCGACAGCCAAGGCAGGUUUUGAGCUGUUUUGGACAUCAAUCGAUCCAGUUUGUGGAGGAGUUAAAGAAUUUGAUUCUCAUGUAACGAUUGCGUCACCAGGAUCACCUGGAAAUUAUCCCCGGAAUCGGGAUUGCAGAUGGCAUUUGAAGGCUCCCAAUAAUAAACGAAUCAAAUUGGUGUUUUUCAGUUUGAAUAUUGAAAAACAUGCUGAUUGUGAUCAUGAUUAUGUUGAGAUUACCGAUGCAGUUUCUGGAUCAAGAUUGGAAAUUUUUUGUAAUUCUUCAAAUCCAUCGCCAUUUACUUUGCCAUCAAAUGAAAUUAUUAUACAUUUCCACUCGGACAAUGAGGGCAAUGAUGUGGGCUUUCAAAUUCAUGCUUCGACUAUGGAACGAAUUCCGGGAUGUGGUGGAACUUAUACUGAUAGAAGUGGUCAAAUUACAUCUCCUGUUGGUUUUCAAGGUCCAUUGUCUUGUGAAUAUAUCGUGCGGUAUCCGUUGGGACUUAAAAUUCAAUUGAAUGUAGUUGAAUUUAAUAUGGGCGAUGAAGAUUGUCUUGAGAUUUUUGAUGUAAAUAGUUCUGGAGAAAAAAUCAGUACAGGAAGAUGGUGCGGAAAGAUGAAUGUGCCAGUUUUCAAAUCAACAGGCAAUGCAGUUCAAAUAAACUACUCAUCGAAAGGAGGAACCUUCAAAUUGUCAUAUGGAACAAUUUGUGAAUACACCUUCGAAGACCCCACUGGCACAAUAACAUCUCCAAACUAUCCCAGUUUAUAUCCUUCUGACGAAAUUUGCAUCUAUGAAAUCAUUGGUGAAGCUCAUCAAAUAGUUUCUCUUGAAUUCGAAGUCAUGGAUCUUGAAAGUCAUGAAGGCAUCGAUUAUUGCUGGUUUGACUAUAUUAUUAUAGCUGAUGGUAACAAUCAAACAGCUGCUGGUCCUUAUUGUGGUAAAACAAUUCCUCCAAGAAUUGUCACCAAUACAAGUUUGCUGACAUUAACGAUGCGAUCAGAUUCAACAAACGCCGGCAAAGGAUUCAAAGCUCACUAUGCUCUAAUUGACACCAGCAAGAAUUGUGGUGGACUUUUGAGAAAAUCAUCGGGUAUCAUAAAAUUACCAUCGGAUCAAGGACUUGGCACUUAUAAAAAUGACUUAACUUGUACUUGGAAUAUUAUGGCUCCAGAAGGAUAUGGCGUUCAAAUUACUUGGGAAUCAUUUAGAUUGGAACAGUCAAAUGAUUGUCUGUAUGAUUACUUGGAAAUCUUUGAUACCGAUCAAAUAACAUCCGAGGUUACACCAAGUCAUAAAUUCUGUGGUAGUAAUUUACCACCAGCUUUAGUAAGUGCUUCGAAUAUAGUGACUCUCAAGUUUACUUCAGAUUCUACAGACACGGAAGAUGGAUUUGUGGCAAGAUAUAGUUUUGUCGAUGUUUCUUCCUUGUGUGGUGGCAUAAUCUUCUCCUCUACUGGUCAAUUAAAAUCUCCAAAUUGGCCAAAUGAAUAUCCAAAAGAUGUUAAUUGUUCGUGGACAAUUUCAGUAAAACCAGGUCAUCAAAUUGAAUUGCUUACUAAAACUUUUGAUUUAGAAGACUCUGAGAACUGCACAAAUGAUUGGUUGGAAAUAAGAAAUGGUGGCUCUGCUUCAUCCCCCAUAAUUGGUACAUAUUGUGGGCAAACCAUCCCGAGUCGCAUUCCAUCGUUCACCCAUCAAAUCUAUUUAACGUUCAAAUCAAAUUCUCAAAUCGUCAGAAGUGGAUUCCGUCUGCAGUGGCAAAUAGUUUCAUUGGGUUGCGGAGGUGUCUUAGCUUCUGAUCAUGGUUCCGUUGCAUCACCAUUCUACCCACAAAACUAUGGCAACGAUGUACAAUGUGAGUGGAGAAUAAGUGUCAGCAAGGGUUCAACAAUUUCCCUGGUAAUCGAAGAUCUUUCUCUGGAAUCUCUUCUAUCUUGUUCAUUUGAUUUUGUCGAAAUUUUUGAUGGCCCUACAGCAGAAAAAAGAAAAAUCGGAAGAUAUUGCGAAAAAACCGAAAACACUCCGAUGAGCAUAGAAACAACCUCUAGCGAUGCUUUGAUAAGAUUCCAAACUGAUAGUUCAAAUUCAGAUCGUGGAUUUUAUAUAAGUUAUUCAUCGGAUUGUAAUAGAAUUCUGAAUGCAACGCAUGGAUCAAUUGAGAGUCCCAAUUUUGGAGAUAAAAAUCCGAACAAAGUAAAUUGCACUUGGAUUAUUCAAGCACCUCCAGGAAAUCCAAUAUCUAUGGAGUUUGCAAUUGUUGGCAAAAAAGAUACUUCAACAAAACAAGAUUAUAUCUACGUCAUAGAUGGAAAUAAUACAGUAAUUCGAUUGAACGAAGCAAAACGUUUGGAAUCGAAUUCGUCGCAAGUCCAAAUUGUACUCAACAGUACUUCGAUUUACUUCAGUAUGGAAUAUGCAAUGCGAGGAUGCAUUGCUAAUUUCCAUCGACCAACUGGAGAAUUCACUUCGCCAGGUUAUCCAAAUCCGUAUACAAAGAAUACUGGGUGCCGUUGGCAGAUAGAGACAACAAUAGGCAAAGCUAUUGAAUUGGUAAUUGAAGAAAUUGACCUAGAAGUUUCAACUAAUUGUACAAAAGAUCACAUUGAGAUUUGGAAUACGGCCCAGAUGAGUCAUUCUAUUGGAAAGUUUUGCGGAAAAAGAAACAAUAUUACUAUAACAAGCUCAGGCCCAUCGUUGUAUGUGCAAUUCAUCAGCGAUAAUUAUGUAAAUGGAAGAGGCUUUAAGGCAAAGUACAAAACUAUUGACUCAAAAUGUGGCGGAAAUUUCGUACUAAGCAAUGGAGUUAUUAGUUCACCCAAUUAUCCACACAACUACGAUUCAAAUUUGCAUUGUGAAUGGUAUGUUGAGGUUUCUCAACAUAGCACAAUGACAUUAACACUCGAAGAACUCGAUCUUGAGGACAGCUAUGAGUGUAGUAUGGAUGCCUUGAAAAUAUACCACAGUAAAGAAAUUGAAGGCAAUCAACCAUGGAAAAAUUUGUGUGGUGAAGAGUUGCCCAAGGAUAAUACAUUCCAAACAACUUCAAAUUCAGCUUUGAUUGUAUUCGAUACGGAUGCUGAUACAGAAUUCAAAGGAUUUAAAAUUUCAUUUAAAGAAAAUUGUGGCAAACGUAUAGUUGUUAAUGAUACUGGACGCAUUCGUUUGGAAAGAUCUGAUCAAAAAGAAUGCCUUUGGGUAUUUGUAGCUGAAGAUGAAACUAAACAUGUGACUUUAACAACUACCCAUGUCCGACUUAGACCAUGGUUAACGAUCCUCAAUAUAACCGAUGAUUGCGAUGGUGUUUUGAUAUACGAUGGUGACUUUUCCAACACAACUUCGAUUAAUCCUAAACAAAAAUUCUGUUACAAACAUCCACCAGCCGUGACUUCCCUCGGACAUGCUUUGACAAUGAAGAUUGAAACAGAAUUCGUUUUCGAAUUAGAAGUUUAUUACUCAAUUAUGGAUAAUAAUUGUGGUGGCAGUUUUGAUUCUCUCCAUGGAACAUUUGCAUCUCCUUCAUAUCCGAAUUCCUAUCCAAUUAAUAUCGAAUGUAUUUGGGAAAUAAAAGCUUCGGUGGGCAAUUGGUUAAGUCUUAAAAUUCAACAAAUGGACAUCGAAAAUAGUCAGGAUUGUAAUUCAGAUUAUCUAGAAGUUAGAGAGGGAAGCAGUAUUGGUCGACUUGUUGGUGUUUUUUGUGGUGAUGAUAUACCGAAUCCAUUACUUGGAUUUGAAUCGCUUUGGAUUAAGUUCAGGAGUGACAAUGAUAAUGUAAGGAAAGGAUUUCUUGCUGAUUAUAGUUAUGCUCUUAAUAACGAACUAAAUGGAAUGGAAGGUAUCAUAGAGUCACCAAGAUAUCCCUCGUUUAUGGUGUCGUUAUCACAUUAUAGUUGGAGAAUAUCAGUGCCGCGGGGCAAUUUGAUUAUGCUCACGGUGGACUACAUGUAUAGAUUACAAAGUCAGAGAAAUAUAAAGUUUUUCAAUGGUUAUGAUGAUCAAGCUGAACCUAUACUACUUGGCGAAUCCAAUAUAAUCAGAUCCGACACUAAUUACCUGUACAUUAAAAGUCAUUCUGGAAUCUUCCGACUCCACUGGUACAGAGUUAGUAAAGAAUUUAUGGCUACUAACAAAACGACAAUUGAAGACCCACUUUCCUGUGCCAAUACAAUCCUCAAUAUUGGUUCUGUAUCAACUAUCUUCCAAUCACCCGGAUAUCCCGAAGGCUAUGAAUCAAAUCUCAAUUGCAAUUGGACACUAGUUCCAAUAGAUCCUGGAAGUCAUGCUGUUGUCUCAUUCCAAAAGAUCGAACUUGAAGACCAAGCAGACUGCUUGGCUGACAGUGUCAUCAUCUAUUCUAGCACUGACAUGACCAACUGGAAUGAGUUGCGAAAAACCUGUAAAAUGAAGUCAGACUCUGUUCUACAAGUGUCUGGUGAUAAAUUUUUAAGAGUACAAUUUUUGACCGAUUUCGGAGUCAAUAAAACUGGUUUCACAGCGACAGCUUCAUCGAUGUGUGGAUCAACUUUAACUGAACCCACAGGAAUAAUCAAUGCUACCAAAUAUGGAACCUUUGUUGGUGGUCUUCAAUCGCCUUGUGUUUGGAAAAUACAAGUUAAAACGGGACGUCGCAUUAAAAUCACAUUCCUCGAAUUAGAAUUCAAAUCAAGAACGGAUGGAAAUGCUCUUUGUCAAAAUUAUAUUCUCCUUAAAAAUGGUAUUUCUGAACACUCCCCAAAUCUUGGCACUGGAAAGUAUUGUGAAAGUAAUAUUCCAGAUAUUCCAAUAACAUCAUCAAAUGCUGCUUAUGUCAAAUUGAAUAUCGAGAGAAUAUCAUCGGAUCCUUCGAGAAUAAGUUUCAAAUAUGAAGAGAUCAUGAAUGAAUGCAUGAAAAAUAUUGAACUAAAUGACAAUCAAAGAUGGGUAAUUGUCAAUUCGGAAAAUUAUCCCAACAUUCCACAUCCACAUACGAUGUGUGUCUGGAAUAUAAAAGCUCCAAUUCAUCGUCUUUUAGCAGUUGACUUUGUUGAUUCGUUUAAUUUGAAACAAUCGGAAUUUUGUGAUUCUGAAUAUGUUGAACUAAAUGACGGAUCUACCCAACUGUCACCUGUCAUCGGUCGGUUUUGUGGAAAAUCAACACCAGAUACUCAAUAUUCUAGUGGAAAUAGAUUACGAAUAACAUUUUUCACUGAUAUCGCUGAACCUAGCACUGGAUUUAAGGUGAAUGUUUCACUUGGUGUGUGUGGCGGCACCUACCGGCAACGAAAUGGAACUAUAUCAAUUCCGAAACUCAUGAGCUAUCAUGUGACAGAUAAAAAUUUCUCCUGUGACUAUAUGAUAUCUAUACCAUAUAGCUUUUCUGUCAAUUUGACAUUAGAUAGUAUGAAUUUCCCUUGGUCAGAUAACUGUUCCGAAGUAAAUCAUUUAAUUGUGACUCCUAUUUAUGACGAGGAGGCAGAGGAAACCGCAUCAGAACCGAUUAUUAUGUGUGGAGAAUCAAGUGCGAAAACUUACAUUUUCGAUACAAACAAUGUUCGAAUAAGUUAUCGAAUAGUUAGCAAUGAAUUUAAUAAUGAUGCCUUUAGUUUUAGCUAUCUGUCACUUGGUAACCGAUGUGAUCAUUUGAUUGAAUCCGAAUCGGGUGUAUUAAAGUCUCCCGGCUAUAUCUACCUUAUGACAGUUCCAAUGCGAUGCAAAUGGAAAAUAAAAGUUCCCAAGGGUCGGAGAGUUAAAGUCGAUUUCUUGGAUUACCAAAUUGACAGCAUGAUUGUGACAAACUCAACAAAUCCGAAUAAUCUUCGAUUCCCCGGUUGGCUGUCAGUGUUUAAUGACUUUGACUCAAAAUCAAUAAUUGCACGAUAUUCAAGCAGAUCUCCACCUCCACCGGUUAUUUAUUCCACUGAUAAUUUAAUGAGUUUUGUAAGCAUCGAAGUACCCAAAGCUAGAAAAGAAGGCUUCAAAAUACGAUUUUCAUCUGAUGAGGAGAGUUUGUACUGUAAUGAAAAUUUCGAUCAGACUCGAGGUGAUAUUCACUUUAGAACAUCACAAAACAUAAGUAUCUUCUGCCGUUAUAAUAUCGAUCUUAAUCCAUAUGAAACGUUCGCACUAACUGUCAACGAUAUUAAGAUAAACACUGCCAUCUUGCGGGAAUAUUUUAACUGCCUGCGAAAUAGUCCUUUGACUGUACAAGAUAUGUCAGAGACUCAAAAAAUGCAAUGGUUUUGUGGAAAUCGUAACGAUAGCACAAUUCGUCUGCCAUAUCCGAUUAUGUUUGACAUUUCAAGUAACAUUUAUAACAAUCUAACGUCAUUAGAUUUGACAUUUGCUCGUCACAAAUGUGGCGGAGUUUAUACAAUUGGCAACCAGUUUCAGUUGAAUGAACCUGUAGUUUCGACUUCGAAUUAUGGUGUAAUGGAUUGUGCAUGGAGAGUUCUACCCAAUCCAGGUGAUGUGGAUCAAUUCGAAAUAUCGCUGAGUGUAGACUUCAAAUUGAAAUGUGACGAAGAAUAUUUGAUGUUAUUCUCCGAUUCGAAAGUUAACUCUCCACAUUUGGGAAGGUUUUGCAAUCAAGCAACUGUGUCAAAUGUUGUUUCGAUAAAGAGUCUUUUCAUUGAGUAUCAUACGUCAAACUAUCAAAAUGCAUCGAAAUUCAAUUUGACAGCUGUACCUGGAACCGGAUGUGGUGGAGAGUUGUCAUAUCCUUUCCGAUUAAUCGACUUCCGUAAGCAAUAUCAAAACAAUGUUGAAUGUAUUUGGACAGUAAACGUCAAAAAGGAAUAUCACAUUGCUGUACUGUUUAGUGGACGAUUCUUUAUUGAAUCUAGUCCUAAUUGUACAAAAGAUUAUUUGCUGAUUCAAGAGGAAGCUGGUGGUGAGUGGAGAGAUAUUCAGAGAAUAUGCGGUCGUGAGCCACCGCCAUUUGUCAAUAUAACUACAAAUGUCAUGCGUUUAAUAUUCCGUUCAGAUGAAAGUGGAUUGGGUGAUGGAUUUACAGUAAAUUUCACACGUAAUUGUGGAGGAAUUUUCUAUGCUAGCAAGGAUUUGCAACAGCUAUCAAGUCCAAACUAUCCAUUGGCAUAUGAUUCGAAUUCAUAUUGCAAUUACACCAUUUAUCCAUCAGAGCCGGACAAGAAUUUCUUAAUUCAGUUCAAAGACUUUUUAUUGGAGACUUCGCCAGUUGAUGGAUGUUUAUAUGACAAAUUGACAGUUUAUGUUGACUCAAAUGAACCAGCUGUAUUAUGUGGUUCAAAGGACAACCUUGAGUUCCGUUCGAAUAAACCCAUCACCUUGGUGUUCAAAUCGGAUGGAACAUUCAAUCGGAAAGGUUUCUCACUCGAAUUUGGAGAACAAACUUGUGGUGGUAAAAUAACAACAAAUAGUGUUAUUGCAACACCAAAACAAAGAAGUGACAAUAAAUAUCCAUCAAAUGCAGUGUGUCUUUGGAAUAUAACAGCACCUGUAGAUAAGAAAAUUGUUGUCAAGUUCGAAAAAUUCGAAUUUGAAGGAUCUUAUGCAUGUACUUAUGAUUAUGUUGAAGUUUUCUCUGGCAAACUAUUGGUUGAAGAUCAGAGACUUGCAAAAUUAUGUGGCAAUUUGACAGGAGUGCUGCCACAUCUGUCAAUCAAAUCAAAUAUGGCGAUGAUUCAAAGUGUAUCGGAUCAGAGUGAACCAUCAGUAGGAUUUGAAGCAAUAAUUACUUUUGUUAAAAAAUGUGAUAUGAAUGUUACUUUGAGGGACACGAAAGAAACUGUUUAUACACUUGAUACAUUUGCAAAUGGAUAUGAAAACAAUUUGAAUUGUGAGAUCUUGUUUACAACAGAACCAGGUCAUCAGUUAUUGUUGGAAUUCAGUAGUUUUCAUACUGAAGAGUCCACAAAUUGUGAUCGGGAUUAUGUUAGGGUUCUUGAUGGAGCUGGGCCAUUUGCUGAUGAGAUUGGAAAGUUUUGCGGUCAUAUUGUUCCUAAUGCUGUGGUAUCUUCAAGGUCCAGCAUGUUUGUUAAUUUUGUAACAGAUUCAGCUGACACAAGUACGGGAUUUAUGGCAACUGUCAAAGUGAUGCCACUUGCUUGUGGGGCUCAUGAAUUGUUCUUACAUCCAAAUGAGACUAAGGCUAUAACUAUUGGAAGUGAUGGUGGAAACUAUCUUCCAAAUUUAAAUUGUUUAUGGCGUAUAAGAAGUGACAGUAAUAUCCGUUUGGAUUUUGAAAAGAUUGACAUUCAAGGACCUGAUGCCAAAGGGGCCUGUACAACAGAUUAUUUAAAAAUCUAUAACAAACAGCAGUAUUCAGUUGUUGAAUCAGUUCUGGGAUCGGACAUUGUAUUUAACGGUAAUUCCGGACAACCGUAUACAAGUCCAUACGAUAAUACUGACAAUGAGCAUGUUUAUUGUGGACAAGGAGUUCCAGGAGGAUAUUUUACUAAUAACCAAGAAGUUUUUGUCAAGUUUUUCAGUGAUAGUACAAUAGAAAAGUCUGGUUUUAAGCUCAUUGCAACAAGUUCAAGUGGAUGUUUGAAAAAUUACACAUCGAACCAGGGAAGAAUUCUAAUGGAAACUUCAGCUGAUUGUAACAUUUACAUUAAUGCACCGCAAAAUUAUUCUAUUAGUUUGUACUUUAAUUAUUUCUACAUGUUUUUCGCAUCUUCUGAUACAACUACAACUGAGUGUUCAUCUGAUUAUAUAGAGGUUUUUGAUGAACAAACUAAACCUUCAAAAUCCAUACGCAAGAUCUGCGGCUCUAUAGAUCCAUCCAACAGUAUAUUUGCCAAGUCAAAUAAGAUACGAAUGUUCAUGUCACAAAGUGGACAUUAUAAUAAUUAUGAUGUAACAUUUUUGGCAAGUGACAAGGGACCAGGUUGUGGUGGAGAUCUUUAUAAUUAUGCUGGUGUCAUAACUAGUCCAUUUUACCCAGAAAACUCGAGAAAUAACUCAGAUUGUCAAUGGAAUAUUAGAGUUCCAAAUAAUUUGGCAGUUGCAUUGGAAUUUAAAGUAUUCGAUAUGGGUUCCAAAGUAACAUGCCAUUCAGACUAUCUUGAAAUUUUGGAACGCAAACCUUCAAAUAAUCAAGAAAUGGAAGUUAUGCGCAAGUUUUGUGGAGAGGAUUUACCAAUGUCUUAUAUUGGCCGACAAAAUACUUUGUCUAUACGUUUCCGCAAGACGGUUAACUUUGAUGGAACCGGAUGGGUAAUACGAUUUUCUGGUGUUCGACAGAGAUUCAAUUUAAUUUAAGCUUUAACUUUGUAAAUUUUUAAGUUAAAAUAAUAAAUUUAUAUAACAAAUUUGGAUGUUGAAAA